This is a messenger RNA of Rhipicephalus sanguineus (brown dog tick), 4623 nucleotides long. RefSeq names its product 2-phosphoxylose phosphatase 1. Gene Ontology annotation, cellular component: Golgi apparatus. Bases 185 to 1696 code for a protein of 503 amino acids. NCBI's taxonomy places the organism in Eukaryota, Metazoa, Arthropoda, Arachnida, Ixodida, Ixodidae. Gene Ontology annotation, biological process: glycosaminoglycan biosynthetic process; dephosphorylation; chondroitin sulfate proteoglycan biosynthetic process. The transcript has 3 exons. The record is from RefSeq and is a predicted model, not a curated record. Gene Ontology annotation, molecular function: phosphatase activity.
CAUCGAAUGCGCCUGCGGCGCCGCUGUUUUUCCCGUCGAUGGGGUUUGCAUCCCGGUGAUUCUCAUAUCCCUUCUUUACGUUUUACCAUGUUUGUUUACGUUCUUCUUACCGUCACGUAGCGGAGACAUGUGUCAACGUACGAAAGUUGUUCGCGACAGGCUGAUUUGACGCUAACUAAGAGAAAUGGUGUCGCUAGUUUUAUGGGUGACCAAGUUUCUGGUGAGGCAACGGCUGCUCUUUGCGUCGUUCAUCGUAAUCUGGAUCGUCGGCAUGGCGAUAACCAUAUGCCUGAUUGGACGUACUGACGACGCCAAGGCCAAGUAUCCGGACACCACUGCCGCGCUGUACAAUGCGGGACAACACAAGAUGCAGCUGUCCCAUAGCCUCACCAAGGCGAAAGCGAUGAAGUAUUGCAAUCCGUACAAUAGUAUAUCGCUUUGGCAGGAAGGCAAAGUUCCGAGCAACAAUUUCACUCUGGAAGCCGUAGCCAUAAUGGUGCGUCAUGGAGAGCGCAUGCCUCUGCGGCGAGUCCGCAACCAUCACCUUCUCAGCUGUCGCCAGCCUCCGAGCACGAGCUCGCCUUUCGUCGGCAGGAACAGCCCCUUGCAUUCUUUCGUCAAUGUCAUAACUAAGCACCCCUUGCUCCCACUGAAGAACAUCUUUGCCACCAUCGCAACCCACCCUAACCAGAGCACAUGCGCGGAGGGGCAGCUCACUUGGGAAGGUGUAGUCCAGCACGUCAACAUGGGGGCCAGCCUCCACGAAGCCUACCACUCCGGCCCAUGGAGGCUCCUGCCCGAUGACUGGGACGCACGCUCUGUUAAGCUGUACAGCACUGUCUUCUCCCGCACAUACCAGAGCGCUCUGGCAUUCCUCUACGGCUUCCUGCCAAAGUUCUCGUUCGACAGGCUCCACCUGGUACCCUCGCGAGACAUCAACUUCUGCAUGGGGCCGCACUGCGCCUGCCCGCAGCUCAACACGUACGAGAGGCUCUUCACGCGCAAGACCAAGGUCAUGCUCAAGAACCACCUGGCCGUUGUGCAGCUGCUGAACACGCUCGGCAUGGUGCUGAGCCCGGGGGGGAACAACUCGGAGUUCGUAGCGCCACGGCCAAUCAUGGACGGACUGAUGGGCUUCGUGUGCCAGCGCAAGCCGCUGCCCUGUGCCGACCAUCACUGCGCCACCAUGGAGCACGUUGGCAACGUCAUCUCCUACGUGGACUGGGAGGGCCGACAGCUGUCUCGGGACUUGUCCUUUCGCCGGAGCAGCAUUCUCAAGGCACACUACCUGCUGGCCCGAAUUCACCGGGGACUGCGCGACUUCAUGGACGGCACGUCCAAGACCAAGUUCCUCUUCUUCUCUGGCCACGACAUCAACCUGAUCCCCGUGGCGUCGACACUUGGGUUUGACGAUGGCACCAUUCCCCCCUACGCUUCCCGGAUUGUCCUGGAAGCAUACAGCAAUGCCAAGAAAGAGCGAUUCAUAAGGGUCCUUUACAACGGCAAGGACGUGACUCGUCACACGCACUUUUGCAGGGGCCUCCGUGCCGGUGUCGACACGGAGCUGUGUCCGUUUGGUAAUUUCACCACUUUCCUGCAGCAGGACGUAUUCAAGCUGUUCUCAGCUAAAAGCUUUGCGGCAGCAUGUGGCCUUGAUGGCGCGCACUCUACGCCUACUGCUACGAGUCCAGCCUAAAGAUCGAUGGUCAAUUUAUUGAAGCAGCACUAAAGGUGCAACGGUGCAUCUGUCUAUGCCAAAGAAGUGCAGCUUUCACAUGUUUGUGAUAGAGGACAUACGAGCCUUGCUGCAGUGCGACGUGCGUGAUAUCUUGUUGGCAUCGUUGCUUCAGCCUAUAAGUUUGUAGUUUGUAAUCGCCAUGCAGUCGGAUACGACAGUUGUGAAUUCCAGAUGGUGGGCACAGCACUUUAAUCCAAUGAGAGAGGUCCAGCAUACAUGAAAACUCGUAGCACCUUGAAAGAAUGCAGCUAGCGUACAUCCGGCUUCUGCAAAUUAGACCUUGCCUCAGGAAACAUAUAUUCCACAAAAGGUCGUUUAUAAAUGCUAUAGAAGUUGUUCCAUACAUGACACAAUUAGGCUAAAAAUGUACUGUGCCAGCACAGGAGGCUACAAUGAGUGCUUAAGCUGUUUAAUUGCUUUCCCUGGUCAAGAAGUGGACUUCCUUUCUCAUUCGUUGUUGCAUUGUAAAGUGAUGGUAUAAGUAUGCCCUGCAUAAUGUCGCUACUACCCCUCCUAUACUGCAUUUUGAAGCACAGUCAAAUAGAAAUGCCCGGCUGAAAGGCAUUGCUAUAGCAAUGUGUGACUUAACGUACUCCCAGUGGCUCAAGUGGGAAAACAAGACAUGAGCAGCCUGAUUUGCUUGCUUAAUUUUGCAUUUACUUCGCUGUGUAUGACCUUUAUUUUAAUUUUUUUUGUAACAAAAUCACAUUUAAGCGCUUUGACUGACUCCCAAAUGAGUGUUCCUAUGGUGCUAGGGCAUUCUUUGGCGGUGGCCGUUUGGCGCUGUGGACUCUCAUAUCCAUCACUCUCAUGUUCUUUAUUGUCUAUGUACAACGCUGUAUGACUAAGUGUGAUUACAGUGGCUUUGCAGGCACAAUCGGUCCCAUAUGGCGGCAUCAUUGUCGGUCUAACUACGUGCUUGCAAAUAGUGUCAAAACGAGUGGACCUGUGGUGCCUAACGCACUAGAUGAGAUAGACCGUUGCGUUUAGAUGCUUACGGCUUUGAUUUGCUUGCGGCUAAUCAGUUAUUAUGGAACUCAUGAGUUUAAUUGCUACUGCAAGGACAUUGCGUGUGAGCUUGCAAUUGCGUGUGAGCUUGCAAUGAAGAUACCUGUGCUUAACAUUGUUUCAUCAGCAAUUCAUGCUAAAUAGUUGUUGCAGGCAUGCAAAUGUGCCCCUAAAUUUUAAUAUUAACCUUUUACCAAAUGUCGCCAGUGAUUACAGAAGGAAGUCAUAGGAAGUCCCUUUUUCUUCUUUUUUAAGUAGGACAUAAUGCACUCAUUCUGGUUUUAAUGCUUCAAUUACCUGAAUAUCUAGCCGUCUCAUUGUCAAAUUCGUACUGUGAGAUUAGCCUUGUUUCUUGCAACGAAAAUAUUUGCUAGUUUUUUAAUGUUUGUACAUUGUAGGUCAUUGCUUGUAUGCUAUAGACUGGGAUCACGUCCUUUCUUUGCGAUUCCCGUUUCUGUAUGCUGUGAUAUGUAUAAUCUGUUAUUUACAUACACACAUAUACAUACACCUGAAGUAGAGGGAUGUCGCGUGUGUUCUGCAGCUUGUGUGUAGCCGCCACUUAAGGUACUUGUUGCUGUGCAACUGCGCGAUCCCUUGCUGCAGGUCUCCUCUUAAUAAUUCAGCCAACAGGCUGAUCUUGAAUGCGAUUUACCUUGUCACCACUGCAGUAGAGACUCAAAGCAGGUGGACAGCUGUUGUAUGCUCGUCUUAUAAGUUAUCGUAAGUUGUGUGGUUAUCCGUCACAGUGCAUGACCGACCACACUUCUAAUUUUAGAACCUUUACCAACUCAGCUUCGAACCAUAGCUGCUCUCUAUAAUGGUUGUUGUGGAGUAAAGGAACUGAGCUCUUUGCUCAUCGUACGGCACUCUUAAAAGGCACUGUUCUCUUCCAGUUUCAGUGUUUGUCAGACUAGGAGAGUUCAGUGAAUAUUGGACACUAUGUAAGCUUAUAACCUUCCUCAACAUUCUAGGGUGAAAUCUCACAUCCGCACCCUAUCUCCUUUUCCCUCAUUUAUCAUGCAUGCCUUUGCAAGCGACGGAUUUCCCUGGCAUCAUCUCAUUCUUCUGGAUUCACAUGUUACAGCAAUAAGAAUGUCCUGAAACAUGCCAUGGUGUGCGGGUGUGCUUACCAUUGAGGGCAAUGAAAAACCACGAGUGAAGUCUUCUACGAUGAGGGUAACCUUGACACUUUAGUUUAACUGGCUCCUAUCCUGAUGAGGCAGGGAAAGGUUAGCACAUGCCCUACAGGCAUGAUGAUAUAUCGCUCUAGUGCACAUUUUAACUGGAAAAUGGCUGCGCCGUACAAUUCUUUUUACAGAAAUAUUGACGGAGCAUAAGCUUCCCUUUUUAAUGUCUAGUCAGGUAUGGUUUAAGCAUAUUUUGUUCCUCCGCUGUCUGGAUAAGCUUUUCCUCGAGAGAGGGAGGGAGAGAGAGAGAGGAGGCGACAGAUGUUACGCAGAAAGGCUUGAAGUUACUGCUUCAGUAGCUAUUGUCACGAAUUGAAUUGCAACAUGGCAGCUGUACAAGUACAUUAAACUGCCUAACCUAUAACAGAUGUAUAUGUAUUUCUGAAGUAUUUGCUAGUUUGUGUACAAAUAUGUUAUAAAAAGUAAUGUGUACACAUUUCAGGAACAACAAAAAUACAACUACAAUUACAUUUUAUCUUACUUGAAUUUUAUCACGAGUUGUGACAAGCUGAAAAUAUCACCUUAUGUUUGUUUGUUUUUUUGUAUUGCAUUGAUUGCUUGUGCCAUGUUCACAUGUAAAUGUGUACCGAUCUGUGUUUGUGCUGCCUAAAGCUGCACUCUGGGUAAAGAUCAAGGUGCGAUUUUCAUCAAACUGCUCUGCACGGAUGAAGUUAGCUUCGAUACAUGACU